Molecule: messenger RNA, 1045 nt
Organism: Ochotona princeps (American pika)
Lineage: Eukaryota; Metazoa; Chordata; Mammalia; Lagomorpha; Ochotonidae
Gene: PKIG
Product: cAMP-dependent protein kinase inhibitor gamma
Exons: 4
Coding region: 254-481 (75 amino acids)
Biological process (GO): negative regulation of cAMP-dependent protein kinase activity
Cellular component (GO): cytoplasm; nucleus
Molecular function (GO): cAMP-dependent protein kinase inhibitor activity
Source: RefSeq, a predicted model, not a curated record
AAACACCCACUAAAACCUCGAAGUGCUUUUCAUUUAGGAGACACAGGGGAGGGAGAAAGGGCAAGAGAGGAUCCUCCUGCAGCUCAGAGCUGCCUGUUCAUCCUGCCACCUGCCUUCACUUCUGCCCGGGACCCUGCUCUUUGAGGAAAACGCCUUUAAUUUUCACACUGAUUAACCCCAAGUGAAAAAUCUGAAGAGAUGCAAGCUGGAGAAAGAACUUAAACCAGGCGUGCGAAACGAUGCAACAGGCGUGAUGGAGGUCGAGUCCUCCUACUCUGACUUCAUCUCCUGCGACCGCACAGGCCGCCGGAAUGCGGUACCCGACAUCCAGGGUGACUCUGAGGCUGUGAGCGUGAGGAAGUUGGCUGGAGACAUGGGCGAGCUGGCCCUCGAGGGGACAGCAGGACAGGGGGAGGCCAACACCCCCGACAAGGAGGCCAGCAGCCCGCCCGAGAGCAGCGACAGCGCCACUUCAUCCUGAGCCUGACAUUGCCCAAGGCGGCUGGAAGAGAGGAUUGCCCCUUCCUGGACUGGGGCCCUGGCCCAGCAGCCUCUUCUCUGAGCCCCAUGCCCCAGGCCAGACCGAGGGACCUCCGUGGCCCCUCCUCAGGACAGCCCUCUGUCGGCACCCACCACCUCUUCCCCCAGCCCAGGUACGCUCCCCCAGGUACCGCAACCAUGGGAUGGCAUGUAGUCGGUGGGCACCCUGCUCAGGGGCUUGGCCUGCCCCCCAGGGUGGCUUGAGGAGGGACCUCAUCCCAGCAGCCCCCUCUCCGGCUCGAAUCUUCCAGGUCAAUGCCUUCUUGUCCCUUUUUUAAACACUUUUAACCUUUUUAAAAACAGUAAGCCUUUUUUCAGCAGAGCGGGCAGGAACUGACAAUCGAGUCACUUUUUAAAAUCCCCUUUAAGCUAAACUGCCGUCCCCGGGAGCCUCACAAGGCCAUUUUCAGGGAGGGGAUUUUGGCUGAAAACCCUCCAACUGGCUGAUCACCCCCUACCCUGUCAGCAAUGCCGAGGCCCCAGGAAAUAAACGCUCUUGAUGUGU